Molecule: messenger RNA, 1108 nt
Organism: Gastrolobium bilobum
Lineage: Eukaryota; Viridiplantae; Streptophyta; Magnoliopsida; Fabales; Fabaceae
Product: probable aquaporin TIP-type alpha
Exons: 4
Coding region: 1-867 (288 amino acids)
Biological process (GO): transmembrane transport; water transport
Cellular component (GO): membrane
Molecular function (GO): water channel activity
Source: RefSeq, a predicted model, not a curated record
AUGGCAACCCGUAACUAUGCUUUUGGAAGACAGGAUGAGGCUACUCACCCAGAUUCCAUGAGAGCCACUUUAGCUGAAUUUGCCUCAACUCUCAUCUUUGUCUUUGCUGGAGAAGGCUCUAGCCUUGCUUUGGUUAAGAUUUACAAGGAUGCAGAUUUCUCAGCUGGUGAGUUAGUGGCAGUUGCACUUGCACAUGCCUUUGCUUUCUUUGCUGCUGUAUCUGCUAGCAUGCAUGUGUCCGGCGGCCAUGUCAACCCGGCCAUCACUUUCGGUGCUCUCAUCGGCGGCAGGAUUUCGGUGGUCCGGGCAGUCUACUACUGGAUUGCUCAACUUCUGGGUUCUAUAGUGGCUGCCCUCUUGCUCAGGCUUGUUACCAAUAACAUGAGACCAGCAGGGUUCCAUGUGGCAGUGGGUAUUGGAGCAUUUCAUGGGCUUAUACUUGAGAUUGUGAUGACAUUUGGGCUUAUGUACACAGUAUAUGCUACAGGAAUUGAUCCUAAAAGGGGUAGCAUUGGUACCAUUGCACCCUUGGCAAUUGGGCUCAUUGUUGGGGCAAACAACCUUGUUGGUGUGCCAUUUGAUGGAGCAUGCAUGAACCCUGCACUGGCUUUUGGGCCUUCCUUGGUGGGCUGGAGAUGGAACUAUCACUGGAUCUACUGGGUGGGCCCAUUUAUUGGAGCAGCAAUUGCAGCACUGAUAUAUGAAUAUUGGACAAGCACUUCACCCACUUCAAGUUCUCAGCAUAAUCAGUAUGCAAGUCAGACACCACAAACACACGUAACCCAUCAGUGUUCCCCAAAACAGAAGGCAAUAUCUGAGGCCUUCCAAGGUCACCCCUUUUCAUGUGUCUCCCAUAACUGCAACUAACUGUUAGUUGUUUAGAGAAAUAUGCAGAGUGCUGAGGCUGUUGAGACAGGGUGAGACAAGAAGGGUUAAACCUCACCACCAUGAGCACCCAACAAUGAUUCAAAUUCAGCAUAAAAAUGCCACCAAGUUAAACAAAUGGCAAAAGGGUAGUUGAUAAUUAGCUCUGAACAGAAAAACCAAGUUCAGAUUUGGAACAUGAAGGAAAACAUAGGAAACAUCGAAUAAAAUACCCAAAACCAAA